This is a messenger RNA of Symbiodinium pilosum, 312 nucleotides long. The record is from the annotation of a GenBank genome assembly. Lineage: Eukaryota; Dinophyceae; Suessiales; Symbiodiniaceae.
AUGGCCCUGCUGAUGAGGCCUACCAGCCCAUUCCUAUCCAGACUCUGCGCCGGCCUCGUCGCCUCCACGGGGGCUGUGGCCGGAGCACACUGGCUCCUUCAUCCCACAGAUCCGUUCUGUGUUCUGAGUCUCGGUCUGGGUGCAUUUGUCUACGUCGCAGUCGUAGGCACUUCGCACAACGUCGCGUGGUAUUGCAUCUUUGCUCCAGGAGUGAUGUUUGGUCUCUUGGUAUUCCCACGAAUGCCCGCAUGGUAUGCGACCUCUUUGGAUCCGCCCCCGAAGGCAGAUCAUCGACGACGCUAUGUGCGGUGA